Molecule: messenger RNA, 2808 nt
Organism: Trachymyrmex cornetzi
Lineage: Eukaryota; Metazoa; Arthropoda; Insecta; Hymenoptera; Formicidae
Exons: 6
Coding region: 899-2053 (384 amino acids)
Source: RefSeq, a predicted model, not a curated record
GAGCGUAUACGUCAGUCGGCCUCCAUCGCGCGCGCGCGUCAUCGUCGGGUCGUGCAAAACGGCGCAUAAAGCGCAUAAUUUCGCAGACUCCACGCAAAAGAUCCGUGUCGGCCUCGGGUUGAUCUGCCCAGUCAUCAUCAUCAUCACUGCGAUCGUCAUCGAACAUCGUCGACAUCAACGGAGAACGUGACUUCAUCCCCCGAGAAACGACGAAGUGCGCGGCGACAAAGAGAUCGAAUUGCGUGCGCGCGUACUGGGGCAGGUACACAGCCUAUUAAAAGGCAACUAGAGGGAGAGAGAGAGAGAGAGAGAGGAGACAACAUUGUCGAGUGACAAUAGUGACGUAUAGGUGGACAGGGGUGGCCCAUCAGGGCGAAGGGGUGUGUUGCUCCUCGGCCAACAGCUGUAGCUGAGCGGCACCGUUUUUCUCCGUCUUGCGAUUCGAUCCUACGCGUUCCGUCUCGCUUCUACGCUCUAUCCUUUCCCCUUCCCCCCGCUCUAGACGGCGGCAGCAGCAGCAGCAGCAGCAGCUGAGAGGAAGACUCUCGGCGGGGCGCACGUCGUCGCGUCGCGUCGCGUCGCACUCACCCUAGAGGCUGUCACGCGCGCUAUUAAUAUACCCCUCCGUGGCGCACGGCAGUCGUCCACGAACGUCUUUCGAGCGCGGACGGUAGCGGGGGAGUAUCUGUGCCAUGCACGGCGAGUAGGAGCCGUGUAGGACGAAGCGAAUCGGCGGAGGAGAGACGCCCGCACCGGGAAACGCACCGCCCGCGCCGCCAAGGAGACUAUUAGGUGACAGAGAGAGAGAGAGAGAAGGCGCGCUCGUGCACGCUGGACGUCGUGGAGCGCCGUCGACGCCGCCGACGACUGAUACUACUACGACGACGACGUCGAUCCGAUGAUGCACCCCGAUCCGGAGAUGAUGGAGCGACUCUGGGCGUGGGAUCGCGUCCUGGCCGGUCGCCGGGUCAUGGAACGUGUCAUGGAGUGGAUUUUCUUGGACGUGUGGUGCUGGAUGUAUCGGCGAGCGAUGGGAAUCGAGCGCGAGAACGUCGACGGCAACGCAGCGGCGUCGUCGUCGCCGCUGUCCCAGGAAACGUCCGCGUCGUCGGCCGGCCGCACCGAUCCACCAUCCGUGGGGUGCAAGAGCGAGGUGUGCCGGUACAUCGCCGCCGGCGAGAAGACGCUGCUCUGGGAGAACAGCGCCUUCUUCGUCAACCUCUACCUGUUCAUCGUGCUCAUCGCGAUAUUCUGGAUCUAUACCUUGAUGGGAAUGACGUCACCAUUAUUUCCAUAUAAACUUGUCGCCGUGUAUUGUAUUAGCCAAUUGAUAAUCGCUUACAAAUUCAUGGACACCUUAGCCCCUGCAGUGGAGCAAAGGGAGUGCUGUGGACUUCAUUGGGUAUGGCAGACCUUGAAGAAGUUGCGGAGCGAAAAACCAGGAUUGCAUUGCAUCGUCCUUUGUCUCGUGGCCUUCUUCCUAUGGUUCCUCGACCACGUCCAUACGUCAACCCUUUGCUUCAUGUACUACGGCAUGUUACUGGCAUGUAUGCUACUGCGAUUUCCCCUAAAACUGUUUGACAAAGCACGGGAGUACCUCUUGUCACACAAAGACUGGCAAUGUGACAGUGAAAUCGAGGAUGAGUUUUUACCUGUGGUAACAGAGGCGAGUUUACUAGUAUUAACCCGAGUGGGGGAGACGGGCGAUCAUUCACCAACACCGACGAGUGUGCAGUCGGACACUCAGAAUGAUUCUUUUUACGACGAGGAUUUCAUAGAAGGCCUCCAGGAGAUAGCGUUCAAUAUGCCCUCCCAUGGAGAGGGUAGCACCGACGGUGUCGAACUAUCGGAACUGGAGCUCAGCGUCGGCGAGAAUGACGCCGAAGAGGAUGGUAUAAAGUUUCAGAGCGGUCACUUCGAGAAGAGUUCCUCGUCCUCUUCCGAGGAGGAAGUCUUCGACGCGAAAAAAAUCGCGGCCAGCAGCGAUGAGAGCAACGGCGAUAGCGACUUCGAGAUAAUCGACAAGGAGGAAAUAGCAAAGAUAGAAAUGUGAUGAAAUUCGAUCGAGGUGCAAAAAAAUACGGAGGGAUUAUCGCGCGCGACAUUAAGUUACGAUGUAAAGCUGAAAGAAAACCAUCUCUGAUCUCUGUAAUCGGCCGCGAACGAGAUAAAAAAUUUAAUCCAGCAACGAUAAUCAAUAGCAACUUCGCUUGAAGUACAAUCGUCUCGGCCGAAUGUGAUGGUAAAUUGAGAUAAAGAAAAUAAUAUAUCAUUUAAGUUACAUAAUUGUCUCCCGAUCGCAACGUUGUACUCCCAUGCGUACAAAGUAUCGAUCUUGGUCGAAGAUACGAAGAAAGCAAAAUUUAUUUAUUUAGACGAAUUCAGUCGAACGCCCGUAUCCUUUGUUCUCUACCGCAUCUAGUCUUGCGCUACUCUCUCAUUGUAAGAAAGGUAACGAAGAGUAGAAAGGCGGGGACUUAAAGAAUAAGGGAACUCAACUGUAGAUACAUAUAUAUGUACAAUAUGAUACCACUGGUAUUGUAUUUAAUGUCUCUGGAUGAUUAAAUAGGCGUAUGUACAUUUGCAAUGUAAUAAAUAUGCACCUGUGUACAAACGUUUUAACCUGAAGAGUCAGUUUGACCUAAUUGCUACAAUUAAGCAAUUGCAACGGCGUUGUACGACAGUAAGGAUGUGAAAGGUACCUAAAUACGAUCAAUAAAAAGCUGCACUCCGGUAGCGCAAACAAACAUUUUAGAUGUAAGAAUGUAUUAUAUUGUAACAUGUGUCUGUGAGAUGUGUAAAAAAAAA